AAUUUUCCCUUCCAAUUCCCGCAGCUUCUCGUUUCGAUUGCUUAGCGCUAAUUAAGUCCUCCUUCCGCCGCCCUCGGUUAUCCUCUGGCUGUCUCACUCGCUCGCCUUCGCCGUGAGUGAGCGGGUGAGAUCGGCCCGCCUCUCGCCCCCGAUAUGAAGCUUGGUGCUUGAGUUUGCUGUUCUACUUGAUCAUGUCCUAUCUGAUUGAGUUGAGCUGCAGAAUCAGCUGUUUGCCAAGAUUUCUUGCUUCAGUGUCUAUUGUGUAGCUAAGAGUAUCUGAAGUUUGAUUUUGGCCAUGGUCUCUGAAGGAGACUUGAUUACUAUGCAAAAUGCAUCUCAUCAAUUCUUUUACCUGUCAGAAAUGCCUAUUGCUGAAAAGCUAGUACUGAAGAAGAGGUUGAAGACUGAACUUGCCCAUGUGAGAUCUGCAAUUGGAAACAUCAUUGCAGACUGUGAAAAAAAAUUGGCCCAGAAACGUUCGGCUAUUGUGGAAGACCAUGUAGAACUUCUUGAAAAUGGUUGUUCUGACAAGACUGUUGAAAUCAUACAUUCCUUUUCUGAUUCUGAAAAGCAGCUGUUCUUGACCAGUGAGAACGGUCUGGUCUUGAUCAAUAAGAAAACACCUGAAAUGAACAAACAUCAAACCGAUACUGAUAACUGUUCUAAUAUUGAAGAGGCUAUGGUUACCGAGAAGUCUGAAGCGGCAUCUGUUGUGACAGGCAGUCAUGGAGGAAAUACCCAGGGAAAGGUGGACAGUCAAAAUGGAAAGGGUGAGAAAAUGGAUAUUUCUAAGAUGAGGCUGUGUGCUAGUAUCCUGAGGAAACUAAUGAAUCAUUCUUUUGGUUGGGUGUUCAACCAACCUGUGGAUCCAGUGAAGUUAAACAUUCCAGAUUAUUUUUCAAUUAUAUCCAAACCUAUGGACUUGGGCACUGUAAAACAUAAGCUUUCAAGCAAGCAGUAUUCAAGCACUCAUCAGUUUGCAGCAGAUAUAAAGCUUACAUUCUCCAAUGCGAUGCGAUAUAAUCCUCCAGGAAAUGAUGUUCAUAUCAUGGCCAAGGAAUUAGACAACAUUUUCAGUUCAAGAUGGAAAUCAUUGGAGGGAAGAUGGAGAAAGGAAAGCUCAACAUUCUUGCCGCAGUCAGGGAUGAACUUGCAGACACACACUCUUGCCUUAAGGCAAGUGUGUCAGAGAAAACCUCUUUGUCACUCAAAGUCGUUUCCUAAAAGGUCCUUAACAUCAUCUGACAAGCUAAAGCUGAGAAAAGAGUUAGCAAAUAUACCAGUAAGAAAAAUGCCACCACAGUUGCUUGAUUUUCUUCGGGGGAAAGCUUGUUUAAUUGGCAAAAUUGAAGACAGAAUCGAGUUGGACAUUGAUAUCUUUGAUGAGGAGAGUUUGUGGGAAUUGCAGCAGGUCAUAAGGAGUUCUGUGGAUGCAAGUCUUAUGGAGUCUAAACAGGCAAUUAAAAAAAGUGCCAAGCUCCCUCUGCAGGACUCAUGCAAAGGUAAUGGUGGAGCUGGACUUAGAUCUGGUCGUCCCGAUAGUAAAGCCCUUAUGAGCCCUUCAGCUUGUGUGACAUGUGGUAAUAUGGAUUGCCACUGCAAUCAUCAUCAUGACUUUACUCGAGUUUCAUCAAGUGAUGUGGAUUCUGAAAGAUCUUCAGAUAGAGAGGGAGAUUCAUGUCAUUCCAUUGCAUAUGAGCUGGAUUCUAGGAAACCUGCAAUAGGUGUGCCGAGGGUUGAUCCAAAUUCUGAUUCAGGGGUUGGAGUUGUUGACAGAGAAAUUGUUCACUCUGGUUCUUAUCCUUCUAGUCCAGCUACCACUGCUACCAAAGGAGAGGUUGAUCUUCCUUGUGCAGAACAGUUAUCACCAUCUAAAGCUCUCCGUGCUGCAAUGCUGAAGAGCCGUUUUGCCGAUACCAUCCUGAAAGCACAGCAGAAAACACUUCUGCAUCAUGUUGAGAAAGUAGACCCAGCAAAGUUGCAGCGAGAAAGAAAAAUGUUGGAAAAGAAGCAGCAGGAAGAAAAGGCAAGGAUUGAGGCUGAAGUCAAAGCUGCCGAGGCUGCUGCACGAAUGAAGGCAGAAGCUGAGAUGAAAUUGCAAAGGGAGAGGGAAAGAGAAGCAGCUCGUCUGGAACUGCAAAAGAUGGAAAAAACUGUUGAUGUUGAUAAUAGCCAUUUAGUGAAAGUUCUUGAGGACCUGGGAUAUCCACAGCCAGGGCACUGCCUUGACAUGCCUGAUGAAAUGGCGGUUAAUUUUGUGGAUGUGUUUGAGCUGCAGUCUGGUCUUGCUAAUCCAUUGGAGCAGUUGGGUUUGUUCAUGAAGAACGAUAUGGAUGAGGAAGUUGAUAACUGGAUCUCAGCCGCCGACAAUGGUGAUGUGGAAGAGGGGGAGAUAGGUUGUUUGUAGUUGGAUAUCAGGUGGCCCUUUUAUAGCGUUGCCCUUUAUUUAACUUCUGAUAAUGGUUGAUCAUAGUUUCAUUGUCUUGUUUCGAGAGGGAGAGGGAGGGAAGAACAAGAGUGUGAUUUCUUUUGUUUUCUUUUGUUUUGCUUUGUUCUACACUACGUCAGUAGAAAAUUUGAUCUUUGAUCUUGUGAUAUUUACUACUGGAUUCCUAAAUAUAUUGAAAGAGGAAAUAAUGAACAAAAAAAAAAAAC
Messenger RNA from Elaeis guineensis (African oil palm), 2655 nucleotides. Its product is annotated as transcription factor GTE9. The record is from RefSeq and is a predicted model, not a curated record. Gene Ontology annotation, molecular function: protein binding. Lineage: Eukaryota; Viridiplantae; Streptophyta; Magnoliopsida; Arecales; Arecaceae.